UAGUCCCUGAAACUGAUUGUAUUCCUCUUUGAGUCCAGAACUGGAUCUAGCCUAUCUCAUCUGGGGGUGCACUAAAAAAAGUCAGGGAGCAUAAUAUCAACACUGUAUGCAGGGGCGGACUGACAACUCAUGGGGCCCCCGGGCAAUAGGGGAUCAAGGGGCCCCUGUGUGUCCUUGCCCAAACUCAAAAAAGCCUAUGAAAGAGGUACCAAGGGCAUCUCAUGGGGCCCCCUACUGACCCUGGGCCCUCGGGCAGUGCCUGAGUUUCCAAAUGGUCAGUCCGCCCCUGGU
This is a messenger RNA of Staurois parvus, 291 nucleotides long. Lineage: Eukaryota; Metazoa; Chordata; Amphibia; Anura; Ranidae. The record is from the annotation of a GenBank genome assembly.